GGGUCGAAUCCCCUUUUUAGAUGAUUUCCACCACCACUUCUCUGUUUCUAAGUGUGACUCAAGCUCUUUCAUAUAUACUAGUAGUCUAGCAAACUAUAACUCUCAUGUAUGACCUUCCAUCCUCUAUCAAAUAUUAAAGAAAUUUUUUUUUCUUCAUCCAUCAUGACUUUACCUUUGUGGACUUGCCCUCCUCUUGGGCUCCUCUUAUUAGGAAAGCAAGUAGAGCUCCCCUUGUGAGAGAAAAUUCUUUGUUCUUAGAAAUGUUACUGGCAGAGUGCCAGUCUAAACAUCCUCUAGUUAAGGACUAUGUCAAGAAGUUUAUUCAAAACUUCCUCUCUCUCCUAGUUUCUAUUCCUCAAGCAAUAUUUAGCCUUGCCUCUUCUGAUUCUAAUGAGAAUGUAGAUUCAUAUUACAAAGAUGAGGGUCUGAAUACGGCCGUUGGACAUUCUGAGACACUCAAGCUAGUGAAAAAUCUCAUUGCUUCAAAGUUCCUUUCCCGAGAGGUAAAGGAAAGAAGAUUUAAGCCUACUCUUCAUUCUAUAAGGACCUGCUCUAAAGAGGCUAAGUCUAGGGAGGGAGCUUCCGCUUCAAAGAAGUCCAAGUCUAGCUUUCUCAGUCCAAUAGGAUGGUUGUCUGUCAAUUUUGCAAUGGCUACUAUCACCAACUUUGAGUCUGCCAAGAUGGUCACUAAGGACAAAUUCCAAGCAGAAGCCAAAGAGCUUCAAGCUUUGUGUUUUGCCAUGAUCUCCUAUUAUCAUCAAGCGGUUCCAGAUGCCAAUCUCAUAGUUGUUGAUGAAAUCAAUCUUCAAGAUUUAUCAGCCUUUGUCCUUAUAGAGUACAACGCUCAAGACCCUAAUCUAAAGGAGGCAUCUGAAUAUAAAGGAGAAUAAACUUUCAAGGUUGUUGAUCUUGAAAUGGCUAUUCAUCUUGAUGAUGGGAAAUUUUUUCCAUAACCUCUUUAUAACUUUUGAAAAUCUUUCUUUACAUACAACGAUUUUGUUUUUUCUUGGGGCAUGGUUUCCUCAUAGAUUGAGGCAUGGUAUCCUUGGGAUUUUUCUCUUUUGCUACAUUGUACAGAUACUUUUCUUAUCUUAUAUAUGCCUCAUCGUAUCUAGUUGACUAAUCCU
Messenger RNA from Ricinus communis (castor bean), 1127 nucleotides. RefSeq lists its product as uncharacterized. The record is from RefSeq and is a predicted model, not a curated record. The coding region runs from base 261 to 890 and encodes 209 amino acids. The transcript has 2 exons. Lineage: Eukaryota; Viridiplantae; Streptophyta; Magnoliopsida; Malpighiales; Euphorbiaceae.